ACUUAGCAAAACCACGCAAUUCUCCUCUUCGAAAAUCGAUUUGUCUAAGUAUUCCUUCAAUGAACUGAAGCUCCAGCUACGCACUAAUGAACCUUGCUGAUACAUGGUUCCACCACUUCAUUUCGAGACCUUAGAUGCCCUGCGUGUUGCAGGAUUUGAGCAGGAGAGAAAACCUGGUGGCGAAUCGUUUUCAAUGGCUGGUUUCGAAUUUGUGCCCUGAUUUAGAUGUGCAGCGAACCCCCGCGGUCGCAAAAGUCAACUGGUCCGCUCGUGCAGAGAGAUAUGUAUUUUUAGGCACAUUAUUGUUGUAGGUCACAACGAAAACAGCUAAAUCGGGUUAAUCGAUGGAGUCCAGAAAUGAUAACGUCUAAGGUAGACCGAGUAAACUGGAAGGUGCUGUUAUGUUCUGAUUUCUGGUAGCUAAACCCAACUGACCCAGCUAACAAUAUUCUGAUCACUUUGAUAUUCCAACCACACAGUUUCAUUCUUGAGGAGUGAUAACUAUUGUGGAGUGAAGAAGCUCGAUUCUAGACCAAAACACUCUUCACAACAUCGACUGGAACUUUUGAACACUGCACGCGUGUGUGUUGGCGAGGACUUAGUUUGAAGUAAUACUCUUCAGAUGUGCGAGUUUUGUGAACUUUGACAAUCGCUUAUUUAGAACACUGAUGUCGUGUCUGCAACCUCCAGUACUGAAACGAUUUCCCAAUCGGAUCACUGAGAAACGAUGGAUUUAUAUCGACUGGAUGGUGGUUUAUGAUAAACCGAGGCAGAAAGAGUUGGGGAGGUUAAGCUGGGAUCACCUACGAAGUUGUCGGUGUCACGCUUAGGGUCCUCAACAUGUAACUUAGGGGGUUAAUCUUUGCAACUGGGAACAAAGAAUCUCGAAUCAGAAUUCCGAGAUUCAAUCCGAAGGGUUGGAGUUGUGGAGAUUGAAUGCGCGACGAAUGAGUGGCCGGUGUCGAUGGACGAUUAUAUGCCGUUACUAAAGCGAAGGAUAACGCCGUUCUUAUCGUCGCUGCCGUGCCUUUUCUUGGUGCCUUGUCUCUUCUUUUGCGAAUCAUGUUGCGGGACUUUAGAACAAGGCAUUGCAUUGCAGGAACUCAAAAAUUCUGGAUGGAUUACCAAGAGUCUGCCUUCGUGGGUGGCAGGGACAGACCCUUGUGUACAAGUCUGGGCUGGCGUCGACUGCGACACGCAGGGCAACAUCAUCACUCUGAACUUGACACAUAUGGGCUUAAACGGACCAAUUCCAAACGCAAUGGGAAGGCUUACUACCCUAGUACAAUUGGACAUGGGAAACAAUAAGGUUUGUAAGAAUUGUAGCGCGUGGAAUCAUGUGACGGGCGACCUCGCUCCCCUUUCAAAUCUGGUUCAUCUUGAGAGACUCGUUCUGACGUCGAAUGAGGUUGCUACUCCGACUUUCCCUGCGGCCAUAUUCCAACUCAACAAGCUCACGGACCUAAGAGUUGACAACACUCUUAUCGGUGGGGAAUUUCCAAAGCGUCUGAUAGAGUUGCGCAAUCUUCAAUAUUUAUACCUAGGCAAUAAUUCGUUUACUGGAGAUCUUCCAGGGAGCGAACUAGGCCUCAUGACAAAUUUGAAAGAACUGACUAUCUGGGGUAACCUCCUUACAGGUGUUAUUCCACCUGAACUGGGAAACCUGAAGAACUUAACCUACUUGAAUCUGAACAAGAACAAGCUUUACGGUGGCCUUCCUCCAGAGCUUGGAAAGCUCAGUAAAUUGCAGAGACUCCUUCUUUAUAAAAACAAACUAACAGGGCGUAUUCCGGAAGAGUGGCGUGAAAUGUCCAGCAUUCAAGUUCUAGAGCUCAAUGCGAACUAUUUGUGUGGAGCUUUUCCUUCGUGGCUGCUGCAAAUACCAAGGCUCUCUAUGUUGCAACUGAGCAAUAAUCAGAUCCACGGUUCAAUCGACGAAUCGGCAUUAAACCACAGUGUCUCUCAUGGCUUGAAGAAUCUACUUUUGGAGUGUAACUACUUGGGAGGAAUCAAACCAAGAGUACAAAAUAGUACUACCAUCAAGGCCAACCUUGACUACAACUGCUGGGAUAAUGAAGAUAGUUUGGAUUCGGCCUGCGUUAGACCUUUAAACUGCUUCAAUUUCCGACUGCGUACCGCAAACGGAGCAUGCCCAGAUUGCCCCAGCGGACAGUACAUGAUCAAUACCACAACUUGCAUCUGCUACGCAGUACCUGAAGCCUCCAGCAAGAAGUUUCGGUCUGGUCCGACACUUGGGGCGGUAGCAGGGGUGGUAUUUCUCCUGGUUCUCUUGCUGUUGUAUCUUUGGUGGAGAUCUCGGCGCCAAGCUGCAGCUAAACAACUAGAUCUUCGGUCCCGUUUUCAACCUGACUACUUCCAGAUAGAGAAGGCAAGAAGUAACAAGGUUGCUAGUACGCGGACGUGGGAAGUCCCAACUGGCAUACAUCACUUUACCAUUGAGGAUCUCGUUAAGGCAACUGGUGGAUUUGAUAGAUCUAAUGAGAUUGGGGAGGGCUGCUUUGGAAAAGUAUAUGUGGGGAGGUUUCCUGAUGGCCGAACCCUCGCCAUCAAACGGGGUGGGCCCGCUAAGUAUUCCUCAGAAGAAUCUGACCGCGGACAGUUCAGAAACGAGGUCUUGCUACUAAGCAGGCUGCACCAUAAAAACUUGGUGAGGCUAGAAGGAUUUUGCGAUGACGAAGAUCAGCAGAUCCUGGUGUACGAAUACAUGAAGCUGGGAAAUCUUCACAGACAUCUUCAUGGAAUUAAAGGCAUGACAUUUGAUUGGUACAAGCGGUUGGAGAUUGCAGUAGAUGUCGCCCGAGGCUUGGAUUACUUGCAUUCCUUUGCGGACCCUCCUGUCAUUCACAGAGAUGUAAAGCCCAGCAACAUCCUUCUUGAUGACAAUCUUGUAGCCAAAAUUGCAGAUUUCGGCAUCUCCAAGGAGUCGUCUGAGAUUAAGACUCAUGUGUCUACCGGACCGGCUGGCACAGCUGGGUACUUCGAUCCUCAAUACUUCCUUCGCCGUCAACUGACCACAGCCAGCGACGUCUACAGUUUUGGUGUGGUACUUCUUGAGCUCAUUUCUGGGCGCAAAGCAAUUGCAUUUCAUUGUCCUGAGGACGAGGAAUCCAAUCUUAUCGAAUGGACGAAGCAAAAGAUGGAGCAAGGCCGCGCAGGAAUUGAAAGCGUUGUGGAUCCUAAACUGGAGGGAGUUUAUCCUCGGGAACUGUUUGAGACAUUAGUAGAUCUGGGAUUAAAGUGUUCAUCUUUUAAGAGAAAUGUUCGACCGACAAUGAAAGUUGUAGUGAGCAUUCUGGACCCUUUGUUGCAAGCAGCAAAGAAACCACCACGUCGGAACAUAUCGUUGCCGUCGUUGCAAAUGUGGCCCUCACAACCUCUGCUUCCUCCAACGAAAUACAUCAGUAGGGCAGGGAGAAGCUUUUCGAGGUAGACCUGCAUUUGAAGAAUUUCAUUGAAGUAAAUUCUCUCAGAUGCCAUUCCCAAGAAUCUCACCAUCAAAUCCAAGUGUUGGCUAAGUGUGGUGUUUUGAUGUCGGCGAUGUCUCAAGCACCAUCCCUAACUCACGAAUUCCUUAUCUGAUCUGAUUUAAGAGUUCAUGACUUCCAAUCAAGCUGUUCGAUCAACAAGAUGAUAUUUCAAGUAAAAGCAUUUUUAUUUUCAGCAAGCGACGAGAGCAGAGCGAGUUUUGUCUACAUGAAGUUCAAUAAUUUUCCAAAAAGAAAUUGUAAUUGACUUCACAACCACAACCAAACCUGACUGAUGCCCGAUCUCAAGAACCAAGCUGUUAUUUAAAUCCCUGUUUUAUUUUGUCAUCAGAAGUAUAGAAUGCCUUCUGUCUUUUGAUACUAUUAGGGAAUCAUGAAAAUGUUUUUGAUAUAUUUUUAUGUAUAUUUGAUUCUUUUCACAAUUUUUGAGAAAAUAUGUAUUUUAACUAUUUAUGUAUAUGACGUAUGAUUUAUGAA
Physcomitrium patens is the source of this 3983-nucleotide messenger RNA. RefSeq lists its product as uncharacterized. The record is from RefSeq and is a predicted model, not a curated record. Gene Ontology annotation, biological process: protein phosphorylation. Lineage: Eukaryota; Viridiplantae; Streptophyta; Bryopsida; Funariales; Funariaceae. Gene Ontology annotation, molecular function: ATP binding; protein kinase activity.